CAGCCCGAGCAAAAUAUCUUCGUACACGUUAUUUAUCAUAGUCUACACUUUCAACUUUGAACUCCUUUUUUAUUCACAUUUUUGCUUUUCAUUUCCAGUAAAAGAUAUAAAAGCCAUGAGCGACCAUCCCAAAAAUGACGUUACAAUCAGAAGUUCAUCUUCACAUGCCAACCUACGCGACAUCAUUACUAGUCAAUCUGAUUCUACCCCGCGGAAAGCAACAUCACACGAAAGCUUUUCAAAAUCUGGCCAAGAGCCGCCGAAAAUAAUUUCAAAUGAAAUACUGCCAGCCCGCCAGGUAACACACAGUAAAAACCUUAAUAGAGGCAUCCAAUACAGUAGCAACAACAGCCACUCCAACACCAGCACAAACACCAGCAACAGCACUGCAACAAGCGCAGGCAUGUCAACUUUCUCAUAUCUCAAGGCACGCCUCUUUGGAUCAGUGGCUGAUGCCUCAACCUCGUUGACUUCAUCUGCAAGAGAUCUACUCCAAUUAAAAAAAGCCGCAGAAUUGAACAAAGGAUUGAUACCCGAGUCUUCUUCAACCACGAGGCUUGAAACAACGACGGAAGGAGAUAAUAGCCGCAACCAAUGUGUACACAAGGAUAGCCUCGGUCAACUCAACAAAUCUUCUACCACGGACCCCCCAACCAUAUCUGUAAAUUCCCCGCCUUAUCCAGCUCAGGAUGUUAUUAGUUCGCAUCGCUUUUUCUCCCGCACUUUGCCUAAUCGACGGCAGCCCCACGAACCUUUGCGUCCUGCACUGAACAAGCAAACCAUGCCGACCUCACCCAUUGGCCCUUUUAAUCCAUCCACGCUUGAAUCUAUAUCAACAUCAAACAAUCAAAUACUAUCCCGUACUGCUUGCUCAAAUAUUAUACAUGUUUCUUCUCCUACAUCAGCUACUCAAGUAAUUGACCUCAAUCAACGCCGUCUCUCUGCGGCCUCAAGCUCUGAUACACAGGUACAUCCUAGAACUGGUAGUAUUGUCUUUCAGGAGGGCUUCCUGAACAAAAAAAUGGAGCAGCACUCAGGUGAAAUAGAGCACGAUUGGAAGAUAUACAAAGUUAUCUUAAAGAGCUCAAAGAUAUACUUUUACAAACCCUUACCAAUGGAUGAUUGGCCUCAGUUUCAGAGCCCCAAAGAUCCUCAAAAGCAGUGUCUCUCCUCAAAUAUCCUGCAACAAGACCAUACAGGCUAUUAUCACCAGCAUCACUCAUUCCCCAACAACGGCACGUCUCCACAGCUGUCAAUCGCCAGUGAAUGCGGCAUGGUUCUUUCGGCCUUCAAUUUCGAGUCCUCUACUAGGACUUUAUUAUUUGAGGGCAACACGAGUAUCAAGUCACUUAAUCAUGAGUUUCAGUCAUUUGCAUCUCCGGUGUCCAAAUAUGUUUAUGGGGAAUGCUUCACAGAGAUCGACCGUCUGACAAUGCAAUUCAAAAAGCAUGUGGCUUUACUCUUAUUUGAAGACAGUGUUGUUAUUUGUAAGCGCAAAUGGGUUCGGUACACUUCCGCCAAAGUCAAGGAUGUGAUAAAAUUCAGUUCCAACUCUAAUGAAAAGAAUGAGCAUCAGGAGCCUGUCUCUGGAAAGCGCCAGGGCUCGCUCUCUGGUAUCAGUCACAAAUCCAGUGACUCUCGUGGUAGCGAUGGUGAUCAAAGGAUCCGCGCUAUUUUUGAUAGUUCGACUGAGAAGCAACGAGGCUAUUUCUCAAAAUGGAAACACGAAGCCACCUACCCGCUGUCGCAAGUCGAAGCGCUAGACAUGGCUUCGCCAGUACCGUCCGCAUCUGCAACAUUCUACCCGUUUGCAGCACCCGUAACCGCUGCAGCUACAAACCCGUCAUACUUUGGACGUAAUCUGCGGGACUUGGAUAUUCCCUCCAUAUCUACAGCGACUUCCAUUUCCUCUUCCAACCACCAAUCAACAACAACCUCGACUCUUGAGCUAGUAAUCACAUCCAACAUAGAUGGGAGAGACUAUACCCAUCGUCUUCUUUACCUGCCUCCUUCGCAGGAGGUGCGUCAUCAAUGGUAUUCCAAGUUUAAUAGAGCCAAAGGGCUAUAUCAACCGCACACACGGACAGCCUCUAAAGGCAGAGGUUCAGUCGAAAGCCUUGUACCUAAAGAUGCUCCUAUGCUGUACUCGCCUCGUUCUAACAAUUCAACCGCAUCUCUUCACUCGCCGACAUCACCAAAGUCAUCUUCUGAGGCUGAGAGCUUUAUUUUGAACAGCAAUAAAAUGGACAGGGCUCAAGCAUUUUGUGAAACUACAUUGGAUCCCAAGAUCACAGUGCGACGGAAGGUUAGCACGGGCACUACCCAACUAUCAGGAGCAUCAAUCGAUGACUUGAUCUAUGAAAUUGUUCAUAACGAGCUUACAGACAUCAACCUUGAACUUGUUCACAUAAUUGCAACCACUUACCCAUUAUUUACAACAACUUCGCAUGUAUUGGGGGAAUUAGGGCGGUACAUUAGCUUAGAGUCAGCAAACUCUACGCCUGACAACACAAAAGCAAAGGUGCAUAGAAUUGAGUUUUUUAUACGGGAAAUUAUCAAUGGAUACUGUGCUAGCGUAACAAAUACCGAAGAAUUGGAAGAGAUCCGCAAGUUUACAAAGAUUUUGCAAGAGAAAUGUGGAUCAACAAGAGCGACUGAUAUUUUACAACGCACUGAUGCUGUUCACUACAAUGACAGUUAUUUGGCUAAUGUAGCCUCUUUCUCUACCAACAAUGAAUCCGACGGCUGUGUCCGUGAGGUGUCCGUGGAUCUGUCAAAUUUGCUUAUUACAGGGCUAACUCCAGCUUUGUUCCUGAGACUCGAACCAAUCUUUUUUGCAGAGCAAAUUCUACACUACCACCGCAAGCAGUUAUACCUCAUUGGAGGCUUGCAGCGCCUUUUCAAAAAUCCCGCUAACUUUAUACGACCAUACUCUGUUUUCGGGACAAGCCAAUCUCUACAAAAUGCUCUCGUUUUUUCAAUGUAUUCACCACACUUUCUAACCAUCCUCAUCACCCACCAUAUCCUAAUUGCAACCCAGUCCAUCCAGAGUACGUCACGGAGGCCCAAAUUGCUUGCACAGUGGAUUAAAACAGCGAGAUGCUGUUGGCUACUGGGCGAUAUGGCAGGGUUUGUGGCAAUCGCCAUCGGAAUAUGUUCACCAGGCGUCGUACGCUUACAGGAGACCUGGAAGCAAGUCUCUUUAGAGCUCAGGCAAGAGGUGGCACACAAAUGGGUACCCAUACUCAUAAAGAUGAACAUGGUGAUGGAGGAUUUACAAGGGUUGGCAAUAUCUUCAUUCGGUUUAAAAUCUUCACUUCACUCUGUCUUUGAAAUGUCACUCAAUGGCGAAGAUUCUGUGAUACCAUGUAUCAGCAACAUUAAGCAAUCACUAGAUCAACUGGAUAGGGCUAUGCCAUCAUUCCUGCAAUUAGCCCCAGUACAACAGCUUAACAUUGAAAAACUUAGACAAAUCUAUCUAGUUCUCAACAAAGCGUCGCAAUCAAUAUCUACAAAGGCCUUGAAGCCUCAACCAAUUUUAUCGUCAUUAGAAAAUGAACGAUUACAACAGUAUUUCAGUCACCUUGCCUCAAUCAGCCAGACACUCCAUGAUCACUAUCAUUCUAAUGAGUUAUCAAGCGAUGCCUUUGAGUCCUCGUUGGCUUGUGAACCACAUUUCAUUGGUCAAUACCUUGACUAUCAUUACAAGAAUCGAAAGAUGGCAGGCAGUUUUAUACCUUUAAUGUUUCCAGAGGUUGUUCCAGAAAAACGGCUCUUUCCAUUACCGCUUCUACUGACGCUUGAAAACACCGGAAAUACUGAUCGAAAGAGUUCAUUCGAUGAAGUUCAAACUAUUCCACCUGGAACCUCCAAAAUAGCCUCUACAAAACUGCCUUCAGACCUCUCUUCCACUGCCAAAAAAGGGUCUGAGGAGUCGAUAGGAUCUUCAGCGACCUAUUACAGAACAUUACAUUUAGAGCAGACAGAUUCCACCAGUUGCCAAAAGUCACACAAGCGGACGUACUCCUUCCCUCCUGCCCGAAAUACAUGUAACAGCAUAGGGUCAUUUAGCACUCAACCAACGGUCAACAUGAUCAAUCCACAUUUGGAUGCUCUCGCCAGCGGGUGUUUGCAGAGUAUGGACGAGCCUGAGCCGAACGAGGUAGUUACGGCGAUGCGAAAUGUUACUUGUAUUGGCUACUCAUCUAUAUUGAUCGAAGGAGGUAAUCUGAUUCUGAAAGUGAAUGAGCAAAUGACGGAACCACUUGUCAAUCCUCUUGCAAAAGAAAGGGAAGGAGAUUUCCGUAGAUCGAGGCUAUACUUGAAUACUGGUGGAAGUCAAUCAUCAAAUACAAGCAGCUUGGCCGAGCUGAAUGAAGCCCGAAGUGUUAUAGUGAAAGCUGGUACAUUAGAAGAGCUUAUUUAUGUCGUUGUAAUGGGUCUCGAGGAUCGGAAUGGAAAGUACCUGGACGAGCAAGGGAAUUUGAUAUGCUGGACGAGCAUGCAAUUUAUCUUGGACCACGAGACGUUUCAGAAAGCAUUCUUUGCAACAUAUAGAAGCUUCUGUACUGCCAAUAGGCUGCUCGAUCAGUUUGUCAAGAUGUUCUCAUUUGCUCAAGAUAUCAAGCCUAGAGCUUCUGAUAUACCGUCUGCGUUCGAUCUCUCCCCAGGAACCCAGGGCGCCUUUUCGAGGGCAAGUUCUAUGGCAAGAGUCAGUCAUAGCUCUUCAACAUUUGAUUGGAAGAGAGUUUUAACAAUGCAACUUAAUAUUCUGAAAGCCCUGGAGUACUGGUUAAGGGCUCAUGCUGAUGACUUUUUGGAUGAUCUGACGCUCAAGGCCAAAUUGAGCGGAGCUCUCAAAUCAAUCUCGGCUCAGGAGGCUUCUCAAAAGCUACUAUUGGAUGACAGCCAUAUUGAUGAAGCGACAGCACUCUCUAAGAAACUGACCUAUGUUCAACAACUUGCUGUGGAACAAAUGAUGAAACCACUUGAUUCUGUUAUCUUGGUGUCAGGUACUCUGGAGACGUUUUUCGGACAUUCUCCGCUAAUGCCACCACAAUUAAACGAUAGUUGGUCGCCUGGAACACUCCUUGACCAGUUGAAUGCGGCUGCAUGGGCACAUUUUCUCACCGUUAGGAAUCAAGAAUGGAUCAUUUUGUUUAAGGUUUUGGAGUCACAAUCUAUAGAUCCACUGGGAUGGUAUCUUCCCAAGGUGGGCGCUACGCCUGCAGAAGAGGAUAUAUUAAUUACGAGUAUUCAUGACACCCUUCAUGUUGUCCGAAAAAAUGGGGCACCAGGUACUCAUUGGAACGGAGAACGACUCCUAAGCUCGCUUCCUUUAUGUCUUCAAAACCUGUGUAGGCUCCACCAUGUCAUUCGUGGUUGGGUCAUUGCUCAGCUAGCUUCACCGAGCAUCGCAUACAAUGUAAGGCUGGACCGCCUUCAAAAGAUGUUGGAUGUUAUUACCCUUAGUCGACGUGCAAUGGGUCAAUUUGGGAGCGGUAAAGGGCGGGCCUCAUUAUCACUACAAUCUACGGCUAGGAAGAUCUCUGUAGGGGUGGUACCAUCCUUUGUUGAGGAUGCUGUGGUGAGCGCCCUGAUUAGCCCAGAGAGUAGAGCCUUUUCUCACAUAUGGCUUGAAGUAGCAUCUAGUCGCAAAGGAUCUGUUGAGACUUUAGAGGACGUGCUGGUUCCUCAACGAGAUAACGGUCUAUUGUCAGCAGACUGUUUGAAUCAGGACGUCUCACAUGAACUAGUUCCGUCCAUUGGGUGGUUGAUUGAGCGUUUUUUGGAGGCUUGCUGUUAUGUUCGAGACAUGAGCUACGAAUCACCACUGCUUAUCAAUUUCGAUAAACGGCAGUACAUCUAUGAUCUCAUACAUGUCUAUACACGGCGACAAGAGGAGUUGCGAGCUAUUGAAAUGACAUCAACGCCUCUCUCUAGUUGGCUUGGCUUAUCGAAUGGAUUGAGUUCUAACUUGGCUAUGAAGGUUGUACGAGAAUCUGCUCAAAAGGAGUCAUCAAACAUGCAUGGUGGGUCUACUACCCAUCUCUCCUCUGCUACCAAUAUUUCAUCAAGAUCAUCACGCUUUCCUAGAAUUUUCUCGCGGCUUGUGUCAAUGCAAUAUGAAAAGAUCAAACGGGACCAAAAGGAGCUCGAGAAGCUUGAAAAGCAAAUUAAGGAUACACAAGACAGGAUCCAAAAAGCUCAGCAGGAACAGGCAAAGAUAUUGGAGAAACAAAUUAAGCUUGAGCAGAGUCGAAGCCGGGUCAAAAACCAACUGUUAAAGUCGACACUUAUGCGAGCUAUGAGACCUAUCUCUCUUGCUAUUACAAAUUCCUGGAGCUCUGCAACAACGACUGUGAGUAAUGCGACUGCUUUAGGCAGUGCUAUUAACGGGAAGAAUGUGAGCGGGACUACAGCAAGUGGUGCUAUUGAAGCAUUGGGCGCUUCUAAUCGUCAAGAUUUGGAUAUGCCCCAACUCCAACUUCAGUCCCACGCCACAUCGUCAAGCAGCGUCCAACCUUUGUCUACCCCUAAACCUGUAUUGGUUAUCAAUUUGAUCAACUCAACCUGUUCUGUUGCCAAUACGUACACGAAAAGAAAGUUUGUAUUCAAGGUUGUGACGGAAGAAGGCGGACAAUCACUGUUUCAGGCAUUGGAUCACGAAGAUAUGCUCAAGUGGAUCAAGGUCAUCAAUGAAGCUGCUGCUGGCGCAACAGCGAAGCGACGAACUUUACUGGACAAUGAUGAGUCGCUGUCGAGUGCGGUAACGGCUACAACACCAGCGGAGGAACUAUUUCCAACCUCGGAAUAUGAGUAUAAAGGCAGAAAUUCUGUUUUUGGUGUGGAGCUCCGGCAUCUUAUGAGCGAUGGCAACAUUCCGCUGAUUGUUGAGAAAUGUAUUGCAGAAAUUGAGAAACGAGGUUUGGAGGAAGUUGGGAUCUACCGUGUACCUGGUGCCGUAUCGGCAAUCAAUAAGCUGCGACAGAGCUUCAAUUCUGGCUCACAAAAUGUCAACUUGGAUAGCGAUGAAUGGAAGGACAUUAAUGUUGUAGCGGGAGCAUUGAAGCAAUUUCUACGUGAACUGCCUGAGGCUGUGAUGACCAACGCUUUAUAUGACUCUCUUAUUGCAGCGUCCGCACUCGCGGACUACGAUGAUCGACUGAUAGCUAUGAAGGAUUUAAUUCGUACGCUACCUGCUCCUAAUUAUAUAUUACUGAAGAGGAUUAUAGAACACUUGGAGCGUAUAACAGAUCAUGAAGAAAUCAACCACAUGUAUGCGACAAACCUCGCCAUCGUUUUUGGCCCUACUCUCCUGCGCCCCGGAGGUACAUCCGCCAGUUCGUUUGCGACAUCAAUGAAAAACCU
This is a messenger RNA of Lobosporangium transversale, 7371 nucleotides long. RefSeq lists its product as hypothetical. The record is from RefSeq and is a predicted model, not a curated record. Gene Ontology annotation, biological process: regulation of GTPase activity; small GTPase-mediated signal transduction. The annotation marks the transcript as partial. The transcript has 8 exons. Gene Ontology annotation, molecular function: guanyl-nucleotide exchange factor activity. Gene Ontology annotation, cellular component: cytoplasm. NCBI's taxonomy places the organism in Eukaryota, Fungi, Mortierellomycota, Mortierellomycetes, Mortierellales, Mortierellaceae.